AUGGUAAAAGCGCCGGUCAUCGAUAGUCUGCUCACAGUCCUUCUAGGUCACUUCGUUCGUAUCUCAUACGACGAAGUCAGCAUCAGCCAUCCAGAUGCCAUUGCGAAGAUCCUCGUAGCUCCCCUCCAUAAGGCAAACUGGUACAAGAUCCACGCUCUACCAGACUACCGCUUCCAAUCACCCAUGAGCACCACCGACCCUAAAAAGAAGAUCGACAAAUCAAAAUACAUAGCCGCAGCAUAUACCGUCUCCAACCUCCUCCGCUCCGAAGAGCACAUUGACCGUACCUUCGAAAUCUUCCUCGACUGGAUGGACGAAUACGCAUCCGCGAAGAAACCAAUACAUCUCAACACCUACAUAUCCUACCUAACCUUCGACGUAAUCGGCGAAAUCGUCUUCUCCAAGCCGUUUGGCUUCCUCGCCCAAGGCAAAGACAUCGGGAACUCCAUCUCAAACUCCCUCGCUCUGAACGCAUACAUUGCUGUAGCAGGUUACUUCCGCUGGCUCAACAUCGCCCUGUUGGCCAACCCGAUUAUGACAUGGUUGUCCAUCUUACCAAUGGGCCAUCUCUUCGACACUGUCAAGUCAGUAUUAGCCGAUCGAGAGAAGAAUGAGAAUGUGAGGUAUGACGCUGUUCAGUACUGGUAUAAGCAGCAUGAGAAGCAUCCGGGUAGGUUUACUAUACGCGAGAUUGGUACGCAGGCGCUUGCGGCUGUAGGUGCGGGGUCGGACACGGUGGCUGCGGGGAUACAGUCUUUUGUUUAUCAUAUGAUUCGGCAUGAGGAUGCGUGGGAACGCGCGCAUGAGGAAGUGCCGAAAGCAGUGGAGAAGGGGUUUUGUGGGGGUCGGGUGGUGUCUUACGCUGAUGCGCAGCAACUUGGUUACGUGCAAGCCUGCGUAAAAGAAGCGCUUCGUAUCUUUGGUCCAGUGCCUAUGGGUCUUCCGCGUAUUGCGCCUAAGGGAGGCUUGACGAUAGGCAAUCGCACUAUACCUGAGGGUACUAUUGUUUCGAUCAGCCCAUGGGUGAUGCACUACUCGAAAGAGAUAUGGGGAGCUGAUGCACACAUCUUCUAUCCAGAUCGCUGGUUGAACGAAGAUAGCGCUGCGAAAGAAAAGUACUGGAUACCUUUCGGAGCAGGUUACGGUGGCUGUCCAGGUCAAAACAUCGCUAAGAUCGAGCUCGCCAAGAUCGCAGCAACGCUGGUUAGGGACUACAACAUCAAGCAAGUAGACUCUACGCAAGACUGGCAAUGGAAAGCCUACUUCACGGUCGUCCCGCAUUCAUGGCCCGUAUGCAUCGAGAAGAGGGUAUAA
Molecule: messenger RNA, 1314 nt
Organism: Alternaria triticimaculans
Lineage: Eukaryota; Fungi; Ascomycota; Dothideomycetes; Pleosporales; Pleosporaceae
Exons: 6
Coding region: 1-1314 (437 amino acids)
Molecular function (GO): oxidoreductase activity, acting on paired donors, with incorporation or reduction of molecular oxygen; heme binding; monooxygenase activity
Source: RefSeq, a predicted model, not a curated record